Anneissia japonica is the source of this 1804-nucleotide messenger RNA. RefSeq names its product collagen alpha-1(XII) chain-like. The transcript is spliced from 9 exons. The coding region runs from base 1 to 333 and encodes 110 amino acids. The record is from RefSeq and is a predicted model, not a curated record. Lineage: Eukaryota; Metazoa; Echinodermata; Crinoidea; Comatulida; Comatulidae.
AUGGUGUAUGUUGACCCGAGCUCAGCCGGAGCGACAGGAGAACCGGGAAAACGUGGUGAACCCGGACCAGUAGGACCGGAAGGUCCACCCGGACCACGUGGAUUUCUAGGAACACAGGGAUCUGUGGGACCACCAGGAGCUCUCGGACUUCCGGGAUCAGCUGGUAAACCUGGUCCACCAGGGAUGAAAGGCUCGACAGGUGGCCGGGGAAGGCCUGGCGAUCCCGGACCAGAGGGACAACCAGGACAAAAUGGAGUUAACGGCUUACCGGGACCCCCAGGUCCAAAGGGGGAUAAAGGGGAUGUUGGUAAUCCUGGAAAACUCGGCUUGUAGAGCGUCAACUCAAAGCUUGGGCGGCGCUUUUCAAGAGCUGUAAUUUUGGGAGUAAUCAAGGAACAUUAUCGUGAUAAUGUUACGUUUCUAGGCAAAUACAAGCGCCGUAAUAGAGCUCAGCUGUGUGAUUUAAUAUAUUCUUUACACAAAAGUCAAUCAUAAAUUAAUGUUAAGAGCCAUAAUCUGAGUUAUCACACUACUAUAUAUUUUUAUUUGGUGUUUAAUAUUUAGGCCUAUUACAGAGACUUUAAAAUCUACGAAAACAAUAACGAAUACCGUACUAUUAUGUCACAAAUACGUCACAUCAUACAAAUCAUCGCCUUCUAUGUAGUUUAAAAUCAAAACAUUUAAGGUUGGAACAAUUUGGAUACCAAAAUGAUCAUUCAAAUUUAUUUUGUCCUUGACAACGAAUUUUUCAUACCAUUGAUUCUUGGAAUAGAAUAGAUCAGCUGAAGAAAAUUAAAAUUGUUGACGUAACAGUAUUAUAUAUCGCUUACGUAAAGUCAGGUUUCCAUAACAUCGCUACAUUGUUCCUCCAUAGUUUUCACUGCAUUCAAUUCAGUAUUCUUCGUAGCUGUCCCUUAAGAAUCAGGAAGGCUGCAAACUUAAUGACUAUCGUGUUAAUAUUUGUGUUUAUUAUUUAUGUAUAUUUAAAAUAUCAUUCAACUUUAUAUUACUUAGAUUCUUUACGAUUCAUUUCACAAAUGUCGGUUAAAACUUAAAGUGUAGUCUGUAACUUUGACGGAACAAGAAGUUGCGGGCCAUACGGCCAGUUGCGUACCUAGGGUUCGUGGAGAGAGGUAGACAGGAGGGCACAUGCCCCCCUAAAUUACUCCCCCAGUCACCUACCACUCCCUUCCCAAAUGACGCUCAAGUAGUUAAUUACCUUAUUUUUCGAACUAGUGCCCUUUCCCACCUUACCCCACCCACCUCCUCUUAAGGCUACUAGAUACACCACUGCACACGGCAUGUUGUGAAUAAUAGGCAGUUUUCGCCGCAUGACGUUAACAUUAACGUUAACGGAUGAUGUCAUUUUCGAUUUCGAUUUUACGUGCUCGACGCGUGUUAGUUACGGGGUUGCGCAUGCGUAUUUCGAUUUGUUUACAAAAUGGGCGGAGCUACCGCGCUGCAUGUUGGGUACUAACGUUAAAGUUAAGGUUAACGUCGUGCGGCGAAACUACCUAUUACGGCUUGAUGUGGGCGACGUUAUGUUGUGAGCCUUGUUUUGUAAGACACGCGGUGUGCCUCCACGCCAAUUCCGGAACAGUUUGAAUUUUAAAAUUCACUUUCCUCAUACUAAGUAAUAUGGUUCUAUUAUAAGACAAGUUUUACUUAAACACUAAAUAUUUGUAUGCGAUUUAAUUACAGCGCGUGGGUAUAAUACCAAACGUUUAUUUUGGCCUAUAAGAGUGAGAAUAAUACUAGUAAAGGAAGAUUGAAUAUUAAAUAAAAUUUUCUAAAACAAUGCCAA